AUGGCUUCUACGGCUUCUUUCAAGGUUGUUUUCUGCUUCGCUGUUUGUUAUCUCGCAACCUUGAGCUCUGGAGUUGGCAUGAUAGAAGACCUCAAAGCCGCCGAUGAGAAUCUGAAUCUGAGGGAUGCCAUUGUCGUGAGAGCAGCCGUUCCACUGGACUUGAAAUAUCUGCCUCGCGAGAAUACUGUCAUCAUCACUGUCACGGAGACUGUCUGCGAAUUUUCAAGCACGAUCCCCUCAAAGCCUUCUACCACCAUUUCGAUUCCGGCAACUUCGACCGUGGCUACCACCACUUCGAUGUCAACGCCCCAGAGUACUGUUUCCACGUCAGCAUCUUUCACCACGUCGUCUGUAGAGCAGACGACUUCUCACCGUACCAGCUCGACCAGUAGCAGCAGUGUUUCUACUCCUGUGCCCAGCAGCAGUGGACCACCAUUCGCUCCUCCUCUGUCAGAUUCUGCCUCUGGUCAAGGGAAAAUACGCUUUGCCUUGCUGGCAUGGAGCUUGGUUAUGACGAGUUUCAUGAACGUCUAG
Aspergillus thermomutatus is the source of this 534-nucleotide messenger RNA. RefSeq lists its product as uncharacterized. NCBI's taxonomy places the organism in Eukaryota, Fungi, Ascomycota, Eurotiomycetes, Eurotiales, Aspergillaceae. The record is from RefSeq and is a predicted model, not a curated record. Bases 1 to 534 code for a protein of 177 amino acids. The transcript is spliced from 4 exons.